This is a messenger RNA of Juglans microcarpa x Juglans regia, 1635 nucleotides long. RefSeq lists its product as uncharacterized. The record is from RefSeq and is a predicted model, not a curated record. Bases 1 to 1635 code for a protein of 544 amino acids. The transcript has 6 exons. Lineage: Eukaryota; Viridiplantae; Streptophyta; Magnoliopsida; Fagales; Juglandaceae.
AUGUAUGAUGUAGAUGGUAUAAACAUGUUGAAUGCCAAGGUAGAUUCUUUGGUAAAAAUGUUCAGUAACCUGGGUAAUGUGAAUUUUUUUUCUAGUCCUGUAUUGAGUUGUGAUUACUGUGGAGGAGCUCACAUGAGUGCUGAUUAUCAAGGUAACCAAGGUAGUAAUUCUAAACCUUUCCAUCCUCCUGGUUUUCAACCAAGACCACCCCAACCAAAAAGUAAGCAGCCUUGGGAGAUAGCUAUUGAGAAGUUAGCCAAUGUCAGUUCAGAGAGAUUUGAGAGGCUGGAAGCAAAGGUUGACCGGUUGGUGAGUGCCAACAGAAAUGUGGAGAUGCAAUUGGAGCUGUUAGCCAGUUCCAUCAAUUCUCGUGGACAUGAAAAUUUUCCUAGUAAGACAGAGGCCAAUCCGGAGGAGCAUUGCAAGACAAUCACCUUGAGAAGUAGUAAGCAACUUGGUCAGGUAAUUGGUGAGACUGUAGUUAGUGAUGAAGUAGACUAUGAAGAGGUGAGUAAGAAGGUCGAUGAAGAAGUUGAGGACCUAGCCAAGACACCAUCCCCACUACCACCAGUCAAACCUUAUGUCCCUCCCAUUCCUUUUCCUCAAAGGCUUAAGCAAAAUAAAAUUAAUCAACAGUUUGAGAAAUCUUUGAAAGUGUUUAGGCAACUUCAAAUUAAUAUUUCUUUUGUAGAUGUCUUAGCACAAAUUCCUGCCUAUACAAAGUUCCUAAAGGAGAUCAUGUCCAAAAAGAGGCAAUUAGAGGAUUUCGAGACCAUUGCAUUGACAGAGGAAUGCAGUGCCAUUAUCCAAAAUAUGCUUCCACCAAAGCUAAGAGAUCCAGGGAGUUUUUCUAUCCCUUGUACUAUAGGUGAUGUUAAUUUUUCUAAAGCCUUGUGUGAUUUAGGUGCUAGUGUUUCACUAAUGCCUUUAUCUCUGUCUAGGAAGCUUGGAUUAAAGGAGUUGAAGCCUAGUGCCAUCUCUUUGCAGCUAGCUGACCGAUCGGUGAAAUAUCCUUUGGGUGUUCUUGAGAAUGUGCUGAUCAAGAUAAACAAGUUUAUCAUUCCAGUUGAUUUUUUUGUGUUGGAGAUGGAAGAAGACACCGAGAUCCCUAUCAUUUUAGGCCGGCCUUUUCUAGCCACAGUUGGAGCUGUCAUAGACGUUAAGAAUGGUAGGCUGGUUGGUGAAGAAGAGGUAGAGUUUAAUUUAUUUGAAACUUCUAAACAUCCUUCUUUUUCUGAUCAUGUGCUUGAAAGACUUACUGGGUAUGCGUAUUACUGUUUUCUAGAUGGUUAUUCUGGGUUGAAGAAAGAGUUGGUGUCAGCACAAAUUAUGGCAGCCCCAAAUUGGAGUUUGUCUUUUGAGCUAAUGUGUGAUGCUAGUGAUUUCGCUUUGGUUGUUUUCUCGGCCAGAGAAAAUAUAGGAAGUUGCAUGUUAUAUAUUACGCUAUUCCAAGAUAGGAUGAUUAGAAUAUGUGUGCCCCAAGAAGAGAUGCAGGAUAUCCUUAACAAUUGCCAUUCCUUGGAGUGUGGUGGACAUUUCAGUACCUCCAAAACAGUUGCAAAGUACAUCCUGGUAGCAGUGGGUUAUGUGUCUAAAUGGGUUGAAGCUACUGCAACUCAGACUAAUGACUCUUGA